Molecule: messenger RNA, 537 nt
Organism: Zophobas morio
Lineage: Eukaryota; Metazoa; Arthropoda; Insecta; Coleoptera; Tenebrionidae
Product: homeobox protein Nkx-2.5-like
Exons: 3
Coding region: 1-537 (178 amino acids)
Biological process (GO): regulation of transcription by RNA polymerase II
Molecular function (GO): RNA polymerase II cis-regulatory region sequence-specific DNA binding; DNA-binding transcription factor activity, RNA polymerase II-specific
Source: RefSeq, a predicted model, not a curated record
AUGUCAGAAUCAAAGGAAUAUCUACGCAGAACAAGAAAUCUAAAACAGGAAGAUGUAAAGGAAGAACCACCAGAUCAAAAUUCCAAAAAAAAGAAAGAAAAAACAAAACCAACGCACAAAAGCCCCCGAUCUAAUUUCAGUAAAGAUCAGCUGGAUAUUCUAGAAGCGGCUUUCCGUACGAAGAAGUACAUCAAGUCGAAACAACGUGACGACUUAUCGCAAGCAACAGGACUUACCGAGAAUCAAGUAACGCAUUGGUUCCAGAAACGUAGAUAUAAAGAGAAGAAAAAGAUAACUAAGGAACAGAAGCUAGAGGAAAAAUGGAACAAGUACCUUCUAGAAUUAAUAGAAAGUAGUGUUGCGGUGCCGUUUCUGGAGUUGUUGGAAUACGUUGAUAAUUAUUCCAUUCAGAGAGAUUAUUUUGUAAAUAACUCCAGUCUCCAACAAGCAAAUGGGUUUGUGUGUCCACAUGAGUACUACCAUGGUACUCUUUUAAAGUGCCCUUGCGCCUCAUCUGCUCCCAGUGGUACACACUAA